Molecule: messenger RNA, 996 nt
Organism: Lagopus leucura (white-tailed ptarmigan)
Lineage: Eukaryota; Metazoa; Chordata; Aves; Galliformes; Phasianidae
Gene: DNAJC15
Product: DnaJ heat shock protein family (Hsp40) member C15
Exons: 7
Coding region: 42-779 (245 amino acids)
Biological process (GO): protein import into mitochondrial matrix
Cellular component (GO): PAM complex, Tim23 associated import motor
Molecular function (GO): ATPase activator activity
Source: RefSeq, a predicted model, not a curated record
CCCUCUGUACGGCCCGUAGCGCCGCCGUCACGCCCGCCAUCAUGGAGGGAGCCGGGGCUUCCUCUGAAGCGUUGCGCUACGCCGAGUACGCUAGGGGCCCUACGGGCGCCGGCAAGGGCCAAACCGAACUUGACCGGAGACUGGGAGACGGGAGAUGUCAAAUCCUUCCACGCUGCGUGAGUUCUAUUAGAGCAGGCUCUAAUUUCUGCUGGUUCUGUGGAAGUCUCAGCGAAAAAAGUCACUCUCUCCUGGCGGCUCGUCAUCUGGGAGAAGCUGAGCGAGGACCAGCGUUGGGGUUCACACACUGGGGUUCAGAGAUUAUGAGCAGCAGUAAUUAUGAGCCUCGUAGCAAAAAGGGAAGGAAGUCCAUCCAUGAGGCUCCAGACGCUGAGAUACUACAUUCUUUUACAUACAGCCAUACCUGCUCAUCUAUGGCCAGAUCUAUGAUAGCAGUUGGACUCGGUGUGGCAACUGUUGCAUUUGCAGGUCGUUAUGCAUUCCACCUUUGGAAGCCAUUGGGGCAGGCAAUUACAGAGACAGCAAAAAAGAUUUCAACUUCUAGUCUUUCAUUAUACUAUAAAGGAGGAUUUGAGCAGAAAAUGAGUAGGCGUGAAGCAAGUCUUAUUUUAGGUGUAAGUCCAUCUGCUGACAAGGCCAAAAUCAGAGCAGCCCAUAGAAGAAUCAUGAUCUUGAAUCAUCCUGAUAAAGGUGGAUCACCUUACUUAGCAACAAAAAUAAACGAAGCAAAAGACUUGCUGGAAUCCAGUACCAAAAAUUGAAAUCCUAAGACUUGCGUCGCAGAAAAACAAAACAAAACAAACCAGCAGAAAGCACACACAAAAACACCCCACUUCUUAUGCAUCUUUCUCUGGAAGGUUCAACAGAUACAGUGUGCAACAGCUUUCAUAUGUACUUGUUCUGCACAGUUGGUUAACAGUGCAUUGGAUGUUUAUAUUUAUUGUUGAAAUUAAAGAUUUAAGACUAUUUAAAAGCAAA